This is a messenger RNA of Lagopus muta (rock ptarmigan), 933 nucleotides long. RefSeq names its product autophagy related 4B cysteine peptidase (gene ATG4B). The coding region runs from base 1 to 933 and encodes 310 amino acids. The record is from RefSeq and is a predicted model, not a curated record. Gene Ontology annotation, molecular function: protein-phosphatidylethanolamide deconjugating activity. The transcript has 10 exons. Lineage: Eukaryota; Metazoa; Chordata; Aves; Galliformes; Phasianidae.
AUGGUGUUUGUGAUUGAGAAAGAAGAGAUCCUGUUGGAUGUGACCUCUCGGCUGUGGUUCACCUACAGAAAGAACUUCCCUGCCAUUGACUGGAGGUGGAUAAAAGGCAAGAGGCAGACAGAUAAUUACUUCAGUGUUCUUAAUGCCUUCAUAGACAAAAAGGACAGCUACUACUCCAUUCACCAGAUAGCCCAGAUGGGAGUUGGAGAGGGGAAAUCCAUCGGUCAGUGGUAUGGACCAAACACAGUUGCACAAGUGCUUAAAAAACUUGCCACUUUUGAUACAUGGAGUUCACUGGCAGUACACAUAGCCAUGGAUAACACUGUUGUGAUGGAAGAGAUCAGGCGGUUGUGCCAGUCCAACUUCUCCUGUGCUGGAGCUGCAGCAUGCCCUGCUGUAGAGGCAGAUGUGCUCUAUAAUGGGUACCCAGAGGAAGCAGGGGUUAGAGAUAAGCUCUCACUGUGGAAACCAUUGGUGCUGCUGAUACCUCUCCGCCUUGGGCUCACAGAGAUCAAUGAAGCCUAUAUUGAAACACUAAAGCACUGCUUCAUGAUGCCCCAGUCCCUCGGAGUGAUCGGAGGCAAACCAAACAGUGCUCACUACUUCAUUGGUUAUGUAGGUGAGGAGCUCAUUUACCUGGAUCCCCACACCACACAGCCUGCAGUGGAGCCCAGUGACAGUGGCUGUCUCCCCGAUGAAAGCUUCCACUGCCAGCACCCUCCCUGCAGAAUGAGCAUCGCUGAGCUCGACCCCUCCAUUGCAGUGCUGUCCCUGGUAAGAGGAGCUCUGCCCAUGUUUGAACUGGUUGAACGCCAGCCAUCACAUUUCUCCAACCCUGACGUUCUGAAUCUCACACCAGACUCCUCCGAUGCCGACAGAUUGGAAAGGUUCUUUGACUCAGAAGAUGAAGACUUCGAGAUCUUAUCCCUUUGA